UGACUUUCUUCCUUCUUCACAUUUUAAAACAUCCCCAAACCCUCAAAAGAAUCAAUCAAUGUGCAGUGGUGGCUUCUUGUUUUGGCCCCUUUUUUGUUGAUUUAGGGAUUUCUGCAAUUCUUUGUUUGUUUGUGUAUAUAUAGAUUUGAGAAGAAGACCACCAUAGUUGUUGCUUGACUUGCAAUUUCAAUUUGGAGAUUUGUUUGGGGAAAAUCUUUGGAUGAGAUCCGUCAGAUCUUGCUUUCUGGGCUGUGGAAAUUUGGUGGGACUUUGUUUUUCUAUAAACCUCAUUUAGAUUAGCGACCCAACCAAACACGCCCUUGCCCAUUAUCAUCUUCUUCUUCUUCGAAACCCUAAUUUUAUUCCGAUGGGCAUGGCGGCUGCCGAAGCUCAGUUUCAUGUCCUCGCCGUCGACGACAGCCUGAUUGACCGGAAAUUGAUCGAGAGGCUUCUGAAAACAUCGUCUUAUCAAGUUACUACAGUUGAUUCUGGAAGCAAAGCUUUGGAAUUCCUUGGCUGGCAUGACAAUGAUAUGUGCACCAAACAGGAAUUAAUUUCCCCCAAAAUUAAUCAGGAUGUGGAAGUGAACCUUGUAAUUACAGAUUAUUGUAUGCCUGGAAUGACCGGCUACGAUUUACUCAAGAAAAUGAAGGAAUCUUCAAAUCUGAGGAACAUACCUGUGGUUAUCAUGUCCUCUGAGAAUGUCCCCUCAAGAAUCAACAGGUGUCUAGAAGAAGGGGCAGAAGAAUUCUUCCUAAAGCCAGUGAGGCUAGCAGAUGUGAAUAAACUGAAACCUCAUAUGAUGAAAGCCAAGGGCAAAAAUGUCCAAAAAAAUGAAGAACACAGCCCAAACAGCGAAGAAGAAGAAGCAGAAAUUGAAGUAGAGAUAAAUCUAGAGUCACCGUCACAGGCACAGCCGCAAGCGUCACAGACCAAUAGCAACAGCAAGAGGAAGUCCGUGGAAGAAGGCCGGCUGUCACCUGACAGAACAAGGCCCAGAUACAACGCCAACGGCCUCACAGUCAUGUCAAGUUAGCCAACCUUUUAUUUUAUUUUAUUAUUAUUUUUUAACAAAAUUCUAUAGUUUUUUUUUUUAAAAAAAAAAAAAAAAUUAAAUACAAUGGGAUAUAUAUGUAUGUAUGUAUAUAGAAAAAAAUUAUAUAAAUUUGUGUACACUACUUACCUUUUGACUUUGGAAAUUUCCAAACAAUUUUGUACCACUGAGGAUGAAUAUAUGAAGAGGCAAUAAGGGCUUAUUAUUUUA
Molecule: messenger RNA, 1264 nt
Organism: Andrographis paniculata
Lineage: Eukaryota; Viridiplantae; Streptophyta; Magnoliopsida; Lamiales; Acanthaceae
Product: two-component response regulator ORR10
Exons: 5
Coding region: 368-1036 (222 amino acids)
Biological process (GO): phosphorelay signal transduction system; cytokinin-activated signaling pathway
Source: RefSeq, a predicted model, not a curated record